AUGGGGCCAAGGCACCUCAAAGAAGGACACCUUCUUGUUCAGGUAACACUGCUUGUUGCAAGACUUGUUUGUAUCUUGACAAAAGAUGAUUUGAAGCGGCCGGGAAACAUCAAGAGAUGGGCGAAAAAGUGGAUAUCUAUCGGUGCGGACAAGUGUUUGCGAGUUUCCGAUGGACAGACGGCCAAAGCUGUAUCCGAUAGUCUGAGUUUGGCUUCUUUGGGUCCGAAUGACGUUGUACUCCCCAACGAAGUCGAGAUUCACAUCAAGUAUGACGAGAAGUUGUUGCAGCUGAAAGCUACGAACGAACAAGAAAGAAAUGAAUGGUCGAAUCUGAUAGUGGCUGUCUCACAAGACCGAGAGAACAAGCAGCAUGCCGAGGGCUUGCAGACAAGCCACCAGCACAGGAAUGAGAAUGAUAACCCUUCAGACCCCGAAGAUGGUGAAACGCUGCUGGAUGAAAUCCUCGGGUGUGAGAGUGAAGAAGAAGAUCACGAGUUUCAUGAUACCCACUCCCAUCGUAGCUUCAAAGACAAGGACGAUGACGACAACACGUAUCAAUACGAUUCCAGUAUUGAAGGAGAGGCCCCGCCCGCCCGCAGGAUUCGGGUUGGAUCUGAAGUAGGAGGCCAAGAACAGGCUGGAAACGAAGGAGAUUAUGAAGCCUCGUCUGAGACAAGGGGAUUCGACAAAGGACAAAUGCCAAGAAUACCAAAAUUGAGUGAAAGCCAACAGGCUGCACGCAACAGUUCCAAGUUCGAACAUCGAGUCUUUGUCACAGGCAUAUCAGGUGGAGGAGAAUGGUUGGAUAGGAAUCUACUCAAGUGGCAUUUUGAACGUUUUGGACUUGUUACCGAUGUAUUCAUGCCAAAGAACAAGAGGAAUCGUGAGUCGCUUGAAAAGGCGCUGGCAUUGAAAGAGAUGAAUAUGGAGCAUUGUAGAGUACGUUUGAUGCGCGCAGAGCCAAGGCCCGGGGGUGGUGGUGAAAUGUCUGAUCAAGUGCCCAUGGAAAGUACUGUAACUACACCGAGAGGUCAAGAAAACUAUCCGAGGACAGAAGGCUUCCGGAACGAAAGCACGUUUCAACGAUCGAGUACUGAUGACUCUCGUGAAGGAUUCUCGAUGCCUGACAACAGAGACGUUCAUGGCAAACGAGAUCGCGAUGAUAUCCUCAAAGCGCCCGACACUGUCCGUCCAUGCGGUGUCGGGAUGGUUCUAGCUCAUCCUGACAGUACUUCCAAGGCAUGCUGUAUCGUAAAAGAAAUCAAGGCUGGCGGACCAGUGGACUUGUGCGGCAAAGUUCAAGUGGGCGACAGGUUGAUCUCUGUGGGGGGUGUCAGCUGCGUAGGUUUAGCACGUGAUGUGAUCAAGAAUCACGUGCUGGGUCAGCCCGGAUCUUUGGUGGAGCUGGUGUUCGAGCGAGAGGAUGGCGAACCGAUCACUUGUAAUUUGCAGCGUUCUGCUGGUGGUUUGCCAGCUACAGACAAGCCUGUGGAAGGGGAAGAGUGGUCUCGACCCGGGAAAUGGAGUGAUGUCGACUCUCGCGACUCAGAUCCUCGAGAGGCCAAGAGAAGAAAGGCAUUCUCACGAGCUGAAACUGGUUCUUCGGUUGAUCAAGAGAUGAAACCAGGGCCGACGAGUGAUGGCAAUCGCAAUGAAAACUGGCAAUACUCUUCGUCUGACUAUUGGAAUAAUUCGUACUCUGCAUCAUCGUGGCAUUCGGACUACAGAAUGGAUGUUGACCGUCCCGCGUAUGGGGACGAUAAACGAGAUUGGAGCAGCUCUCAAGCAGAUCGUGGUAGAGAGGAUCUGAUUGACAAAGCAAAACUACGAGAUGACGGUCCAGCAGGACCGGGGCACAAUUCUCCUAUCUCUCCGACGGCCUCACGAGAUGAAGACAAGUGGGGAUCCUCUUUGCAAUCGAAUCGAUCGCCUCCACGUAAUCGGCGAUCCCCUCCUCCAAGUAACUCUACUCGACCAGAUCGACAGGAAUUCCGCGUGUUUUUGACUGCAAUUGCUGGCGGGCAUGCUUGGUUGAAUCUAGAUGCCAUUCGUAAGAACAUGGAGAUGUUUGGACGAGUCAUCAACACAUUUAUUCCACCUGGAAAACGAUUUGCUUACACCUCGUUCGACAAUGCCAAGUCCAUGGAAAGUGCUCUCCGGCAUGAAUUCAUCAUUAUUGAAGGCUGUGAAGUCAGAAUCUUGGUUGCGCACAAACAUGACUGGCAAAAGAAUCGAGACAACAAUUCAGUUACUGAUUUGAGAAACAAGAUCUCGGAGAAGAGAGCAGCGCGAGAGGCGCUUGUUAGCAGCACCAGUUAUGCGGGUUUUGCAAACCAAGCAAAACUGACUGAGUUCGAGCAGUACAUAUCAAGUAUCACAUCCUUGAAGGAGCUGUCCGAGUACCUGAACAGCUUUCCGCUUGAGGAGCUUGACUUCGACCGGGCGACGUUCUGUCUGAACCGACUGACCUACAUGACGAGCCACAUCGAGCUACAGGAAUAUCCGUGGAAAUCGAUUGAGAAGCUCAAAGAGGCGCUGGUGAAGACCUACACGGCCCGUGAUGAUGCAAAACUCAUCCUCCAACUUUUAUUUGCCUUGGGCAAGUUCUGCGUCCCAAACUCUCGUGACAUUGACUUCGCACAACGUCUUUGCAAAGAUGCUACUCGGCUUGCAGCGUCUUACUCGUUGUUCGAGGUCCUGUCAUCAUUGAAUGUGGCAGCUACCCUAUCGCCCAAAGUUGAGAGAAGUGUCAUGAAUGAGAUGCUUGCAGCGACGGGAAGAAGGGUUGAGACCUUGAUGGACGAAGGUCUUCAUCUAGGAAUAGAACAAGUUGCUCAAAUCUUGAGUUGCUAUGCGGCAUUGAAAACUUUGCCACUUGAAUCGACUUCACAGAAAUUGAUGGAUUCCCUGACUGCACAGGUACAGAAGAUGUCUGAGGGAAUUCAUUCGGCUACAAUUACGUCAUUGCUUGAUUCUAUGGACAAACUCAGAGGUUUACCGCGCCACGAAGAUCUCAUUCUGGCUAUUGCAGUUCGCUGCCGUGCAAUGCAUCAGCUGCUCCCAACGAAUGAGCUCGUGGCGAUGAUCGUUGCGUUAGCCAAGCUUGAAUCAGUCUUCGAGUCCAACUUCCUGGAGGAGCUGGGCAGUGCCAUGAGCAAGAGGCAGGAUCUGACCCCCAUGCAAGCGGUGGACGCACUUUGGGCACUCCUUUCUUUUGGAUGGAAACGUGAAGAGACCACAAAACUGGCCGAGAUGGCAGCUAGGGGAGUGACAUCAAUGACUUGCCUCUGUGCUGCCCGGCUCCUACAUUGCCUGGGGAAGCUCAGACUUGUGAAAAUGGGCAAGAGAGUGUAUGAGGAUGCUGUGAGCUCUAUCGUGAGAGAGAAGUGUGAGGGUCUGAACGGUCGAGACAUCAUCCAUCUUUUCGAAUCUGUUGAGGCCCUAGGGGAGCCUUUGACCGAGGACCUCGAAGUUGUCCUUGCGAAUGUUUCUAGCACGUACUUCCAUGAGUUUUCUGCAUCAGAGGCGGCAAAGGAACUUGCCAGCAGUCCUGACAGGCUCUCGGCGCCUUCACUGGCAGUGGCUGUGAAAGCCUUAGGGGAGUUGGGCUACAGGCCACCAUUCGAUGUGAUGAGUAUACUGGCUUCGUGGGCAGUUCGACACAAAGACAGAUUGGUAAUCUCUGAAGUGACUGAUGUCCUAGAAGGUUUCCUGCAGACGGGUUGGCAAGGUGUAGGUAACGUGGACCCAGUCCGUGCCCUCUUGAAACGAAUCAAUCCGCUCGUCGAGUCCUUGAGCCCCUCCUGCGCUGCAAAGCUCUUGAUUGCAGUGGGAGACUCAAACUUCCCUUUACUGCCCAACACUUUUGCUCGUGACACAGCGAUGAAACUGCUAUCUCGUGUUACCAUGUCUACUCCGAUCCUCAAUACCAGUAUGGUCGUUGACGUGCUUUGCUCUUGCGCGCGGUCUGAUGGCCAAAGGCAACAUGCGCUGCUCAUCGAGAGUUCCGGAUCUCAAUUCCUCGCCAAGUUUGCAGACCGAGUCCCCAAGAUGAGCACUUCGUCCGCGUGCAAGUCUUUGCUCUCCCUGGGAGAAUCUGGGCUGGCGCCCUGUCAACAGUCCAUCGACAAGAUCGUGUGUCACAUAGUAGCAAGAGCGAAGGACCUGGACCUGCAAGACAUCUGCGACUUCUGGCGAGGGAUCGGGUCCUUGGGUGAGAGCCUGUCUUCUCAACGGCUGGCGAUUCUCUUGAAGUGUACUUUGACUCGAGUUGCGUCCCAUAAGUCCGACAUGAGCGAUGAGGGCAUCAGCCGUGGUAAACUCUCGUUCCAACUGCUCCGGAUCAUCACGCACGCGCUCUGGGUCACAUGCAUCUCCCAAGAGUGCUUGCGGGCCGAGAAGGUGUUUCAGGAUCCAAACCAGGCGAGUUCGCCGGGACGAUCAACUUUCGGGGAUGAGACCAUCUCAUCGCUGAUCGCAGAGCUGCUGAAGAACCACUUGGAGAUUUACAGCCUUAACGCCAUCCAUGCCGAAGAGCGGGUCCGCUGGGGCACACCGGGUAGUCUGCCAUCCGACCUGGAGCAUGAGCUGGAGUGGGAGUUGCUGCCUCGGAUGCACUUGUUCUUUUUGUCGUACAAGAAUUAUGCACCCGAGCUCUUCAAGCAGCUUGUGAGUCAGAGUGAAGAUUGGAAGCUGCUGGCCUUUCAUGCUCGCUGUCGCUUCACAGACCUGACGAUGGCAGAAGCACGAGUCCCAAUCAUCAAUGAGAUGCUGGAGCUGGCCAACAGCUUUGGUCUGCAACUCUCCAAGGAAGAAAUUUUGGAUGAUUGCGGCUACUGUCCGGCCCUGUGUCUAAGGAACAAGUGCGUUGUGAUCGACGUGGUGGACAAGGGCGAUCUGGUGCUGGUGAACAAUGCGAGUUUGACCUCCGACGGCAACUUGCGGCUGAGGGGCUGGGUAAGGCUGAAGCAUGACCUCCUUAGCGUGAUGGGGUGGAAUGUCUUGACGGUCCUGAAAGAGAGGUGGGAGUCGCUCUCUGGACAAGAUCUCGAGAAGUCAAAAUAUUUCUUUGACAACUUGCGGCUGAGACCUUACCUUACUGACCUCCGGAUCAACCUGAGCGAGCCUGACGUGGCUCUCCGCGGUGUGACUGACAGGAAUUCAGCCAUUCUCUUCGUUGAACGACUCGCCUGCGUCUUCGGGAACUUGCGGAUGCUGCAGCCCAAUCACAUCAUGGCGAUCUACAAGCUGCUCUUGCACUCGCCUCCUGUCCACCAGACCCGGCUCGCCUCGGCUCUCAUGUGCUCUGGGCUGCAAGAGAGGACCUUUGAGGUCGUCCGUGCUCUGAGCGUGCAGGACAUUGUCUUCCUGGCGGAGACUCUGACUGAGUUCCUCGUCGAGUUCGAUCUCAUGCCGUAUGGGAGCAGCAGGAUGGAAGUCAGGAUCAAACCUGAGCUCAUCCAAGAGAUCAUCCGUUGGACCCAGGAAGAUCGCAUGUGCGCCUUGACUGGCCGAGUGUGGGCGGACGCUGUCGGCAGGUGGGCCUCUGCCUUGUCAAAGUUGUCAAAGGAGGCGUUAGAGAGCAUCAGCGCGGCUGUGCACUCAGUCUUGCUCCACUGCCACAAGCCCGAGUACCUCUCCCUCCUUGCAGGUGACCCGCUCUGCUCCAUCCUCGUGGCCUGCGGGAAGUUCCCAAGCACCUACCAGUCGUCUGUGAGCUCUUCCAUCAACAUCGUGCUGGAGAGGAUCAUGAGCCCUGAGGUCUUCUCCACCCUCAACGCCCAGCAGAUCGUCGAGCUGCUGGGAGCCUAUCCCUACUGCGGGCACUACAACCUGCGUGCCUUCCGGACGAUGGUGGACCAGGCGGCCUCGUUGCUGGCGAGCAUGACGUGUCACCACAUUGCCAUGAUAGCCCGUGCGCACAUUCGCAACAUGCAGAGCAUCGAGAUCAUCCAGCCGAUGCUGACGUCGAGGCUGCUGCAGAUAUCUGACGAGACUUCGGGUGGGCAAUGGACGCUGCUCAAGGACUGUGUGUCGAUCCUGGUCUCGCUGGGGCUGCUGGGAACGCACGACGACAAGGUUGAGAAUAUUCUGCUGAAUGCUGUGCACACGACAUGCGAGAAGGAGCUUAGAGGUGUUCCCUACGACGUCAUCGCUGAGCUGCUGUGGGUCAUCUCGCUCUGCCGUUACUCGAACCAGGAGAACCCAGAGAUCGAGCGAGUGCAGGUGAAACUGGUAGGUGACUUCAUCGCUGCGUGGGAGAGCGGCACCUUGUUCUUGGGCGACAACCGGCUGGUCAAGAUGGGGAACGAUAAGGAGACGAACAAGAACGUUCUUGACGACACGCACGUGGUCAUGCUGAUGCAGUACUGCGUGUGGCUGCGACAACGAGGAGCAGGAGCUGAGGCGAUCCUGUCGCAGCUGAGCGAGGGGUUUCAAGCCCUGGAAGAGACUCUGAAGCAAUUUGGAAUCGACAUGGAUGCCAGGAGGGCAGCCGCGAACUCGGAGAUAUUCGACGACAUUGCGCAGGUGCUGUCGAGCAUGAACACCAAGUUCGAACGCGCCGUUGCCGUGCACGAGUGCGGAAGUUCCCUGGGCUUCAAGCUACACGGCGUGGCGACAACCAUCGAGAUCUACGCGAGGGACGACUGCAUGCAGAGCAGCAGCCAGCGAGGCUUGUCCCACAAGCCAGCGGGGCUGUGGAUCCAGCGGAUGAACCUGCUGAAGCGGAGCGGGCUGAUGGUACUGGUCGUCGGGUUCGAGCAGUGGGGAGGGCUGAAGAAGGCAGAGGUGCUUGAAGGAGGAGAGCAGCCGCAGGCGCGGUCUGAAUGGCUGAUGAAGCUGAUCAACACGAGCACAUGGGCGAAGUCUCUGGAGCCUCCAGCUGGGAUGACCGCGACGAGCGCGUGCGAGUCGAGCGGGUGGCAGAUGAGCAUGCAGGUGGAGCAGGACGACUACUCAUCGGGAAGCGAGUUGAUGGAGCUUGGAUCCGUCUCCUCCCGGGGGUCUCACGUUGAAAGUCUGGACGAGGAGAGUGCGAGCAACCGAGCGAUGAGUGCGGAGGGAGACAGACUGAAAGCGGAUGACUCGAAGACCAAGAGGAUGCGGCAGGAGGGGAAGCAGUGGACGGUGCACUGGAGCAAGGGAAGGAAUGCGUGGUUCUACCAUAACUCGGAGACGAAGCAGAAGGUGUGGAAGCCUCCUACAGUGCCGGGUUGGAUCAUCAAGACUGGCAGUGGGGAUCAUCCGCCUUACGUGGGAUUGCUCCAUUAUUACUUCAACCCCGAGUCCGGACAGAUCGCGUACGAGCCGCCGAACGCGUGA
Messenger RNA from Guillardia theta CCMP2712, 7323 nucleotides. RefSeq lists its product as hypothetical. The record is from RefSeq and is a predicted model, not a curated record. NCBI's taxonomy places the organism in Eukaryota, Cryptophyceae, Pyrenomonadales, Geminigeraceae. Gene Ontology annotation, molecular function: nucleic acid binding; protein binding. The transcript is spliced from 12 exons. The coding region runs from base 1 to 7323 and encodes 2440 amino acids.